AUGAAAGUUCAUUAUCGAUGUAGUCAAGUAAAACUUCGUGGCAAACAAUUCGGCGUAGCAGUUUACUUGUACUAUCCUAAUGACUCUGAUAAAAUAACAAUAUUUCGCACAACAAAUGAACACAAUCAUAAAAAUUUAGAAACACAUAAAACUCUUCCUAAAGCAAAAAUUGAAGAAUUAACUAAUUUGAAACUUAAAUGA
Molecule: messenger RNA, 201 nt
Organism: Adineta steineri
Lineage: Eukaryota; Metazoa; Rotifera; Eurotatoria; Adinetida; Adinetidae
Source: the annotation of a GenBank genome assembly